UGCUGGUGUGCGUGCGUGCGUCUGCCGAGUGAGCCAGUGUGUGUGUGCGAGUGUGCUCUGUGCUCAAAUGCAAUUUACAAUUACGCGCGCCAAUUGGAGCAGUUACCGGUGUGUGCGUGUGUACGUGCGGGAUCAUUGCACAUUGCGUCAACGUUUCAAGAUCACAAUUACAAUUAUCCCCCCUCUCUCUCUGAAUUACGAGAACAGUGGCUAAGCGACCGAACGAAAAAACAAAAAAUAAAUAAAACAAAAAACUAUCAACAAUAAUAAGCCCGCCCGCAACAGCUGCUCUUCGUCUCCGCUCCGUUCCUCUCUUCUCUUCUCCCCUCCUAUCCACAGCACUCUACUCCUCCUCCACUUCUCUUCUCCUCUCAAUUCUCGGCAAGUCUUCUUCUCCCGCCCCUUUGGAAAACGCAGAGGCAGUGGCAGAGCUGCAGAGCCGCAGAAAGCGAUUUCAGUUCAGCGACGGCGGCACACAGGUGCCAUUCGGAAAGUGCGGACGUAGAAUGUUUGCCGGGGAUUCCACAGACCACAGUCAAUUUCACUUUUAAGAAAUUCGGUGGAAGUUGCCUUAGCAGCAGCGUUAGUAAUCGACACUACCUUCUUUCUUUUUAACUGAGGUCUCCCAAAACUCACUCUUCUCACUUCCAUUUUCCCUAAACCCCAUCUACUUCUUCAAGAAGAACGCUUUUGCAUCGGCCAAUAAAAGAGUUAUUGGCUUACAUAUUUGUGAAACUUGUUCCCAAAUAUUCCCCGAAAACUGAUCAGUAAGCAUUUUAUUCAUCACCUUUCCCUUAUCAUCAGUUUUAUCUCUAACUCCUCCCUCCCAUUCCUCUUUCCCACUUUCCCAAUAUUUUUUGCACUUUCUAUUCUUGUUCUGCACUUUUUUACUUGUUCUUGUUUUUACUUGAACAUGUUCUUUUGAUCAACUUCUUCUUGCUUUAAUAGAAAUAUUUUCUUCUUAACGCAUUUGCCUCAACACCAUUAAUUUUAUUUCACUUCAUUUUACUUUGUCACUAGUUUUAGACCUCCCCCCUGCCAACCUCCUUCCAAAUUACCCACCUGUUACCCUUUCUUAACACCUUCCCAUCCCCCUUCACCGAUCACCCCAUUAUCCAUGUGAGAUGAGUGCGUGCGACGACGGUUCGGGAACGGUUUCGCGAACUUCUGACGCCCCCGCUUUCCAAUUCGAUGUCAUGCCAAAGAUAACGACGCCGCCGUCGACGGUGACGCCUACGCCGGCAGCGACGUUGGCAGAGACGUCGAAAACGAAACGACGACGACAACAGCGACAACGGUUAAAAUUGAAAAUAAAUGGCCGGCGGCAGAGGCAACGGCGUUCAGUUAUCAGCGAGCAGCGGAGCAGAUUGGAGCUAGAAAAGCCACCCACAAAAUAAGAAAUAAAACCGGAAUAAACGAGAUCUGCGCCGCCGUCAGUGGUGUUAAUCCAUGUGAAGAAGAGCAGCAGCUACCGCUACCGCUACCCACUAAUUUGGCCCUUCGCAAGGCUCAAUUGAAAGCGGUCUUUUUCGGGCGUACCGGAAGUACUUCGAGCGCUUGCAAACGAACUUCCAGCAGCGGCACUGCUUACCGCACUGCUUACCCCACCAGCAAGACGGAGAAAGGCAAGCCGGUCCAACAGCUGAUCGAUCAGUUCCAGGCCAUGAUUGUCCAGCAGCAACAACAACAGCAGCAGCAGCAGCAGCAGCAGCUGAUUGAGGGGGAGGGAUCGAGAUCGGGGUCCAAGGCCAUUGCCACCGCCACCGCCUCCAAUUCGGAUGAGGGGUGCAACGUCACCGGCGGCGGACUGAGUCCCUAUAGCAGUGACAAUGAGGACAAUACCACAGGCGGUCUAUCCCCGCGCCAGCGGAAGCUCAAGGUCACACGCUGCGCCAGCAGUGAUUCGGCCCUGGGCUUGGAAGUGGACGACAACUGUGGUAUGGAUGUGGUGAUGCCGCCCCAACGUCGAAUGACACUCACUGUGACGGAUUUGCCCCUGCGACCGGCAUUGCUGCCCUUGGCCGAACCCACAGCCCUGCCAGAUUCACCGUCACCCCUCACCUCGCCCACCGGGGGAUCCGCCAGCUCCAGUUCGGUGGGCGGUGUGCCCACCAAGGUUCUCCUCGAGGAGCGAGUGGUGGUGGCUACCCCAGGAUCGCGGCGCGAAUCCACGCAGAGCUCCUACAGCGAACUGGGGGGCAGUGGACAGCCCCUGGGCGUGCGUUACGUCCGCACACCAUCGGUGGUGGUCAGCGACUACUCGGACGACAUAACCGCCUGCGGGAUCAGCAUGGAGGAGAUGGAGUACUUUCGCCUGCAGCGGGCCCGUGGCCAGCGUCGCUGUUCCCUGGAGGCGGGACAUGGUCAUGGACACGGAGGACAUGGGAAUGGCGGUGGCCAUGCGGGAAUGGCAACCGGAUGCGGCUCCAAGGACCUGGAGGGCCAGUCGGAUGUCAGUGCGGCCAGUAGUUGCAGCAACCUCUACUACUGUGGCUCCACCAUUUCCGCUUUGGAUGGCGGCGAGUGCAUCGUGAAUGGAGUUCGAGUGGCGCUGGCCAGGAAGAGCAGCACCCAAAGCAGCAGCCUCAGCGGCGAGGAGGAGGAGGACGACGAGGAGGAGCACCAGCACCAGGAGGAGGAGGACAACCUCGACUACGAGCGGGAGGGGGAUCGCGAGCGGGAACGGGAACGCCAGAUCAGCGAACUCCUGGCGGCCACGCAGCUGGUCGAUCGUCAGCGGGAUCGCUCCAAGAAGAGUUCCGGCUGGCGGAAGAUCCGCAACAUCGUGCAGUGGACGCCCUUCUUCCAAACGUACAAGAAGCAGCGCUAUCCAUGGGUCCAGCUGGCCGGACACCAGGGCAACUUCAAGGCGGGUCCCGAACCGGGCACCGUACUCAAGAAGUUGUGCCCCAAGGAGGAGGAGUGCUUCCAGAUCCUCAUGCAGGAUCUCCUCAGGCCUUAUGUGCCUGUUUACAAGGGCCAGGUGACCAGCGAGGAUGGCGAACUCUACCUGCAGUUGCAGGAUCUGCUGAGCGACUAUGUGCAGCCGUGCGUGAUGGACUGCAAGGUGGGCGUGCGCACUUAUCUGGAGGAGGAGCUGUCCAAGGCCAAGGAGAAGCCCAAGCUGCGCAAGGACAUGUACGACAAGAUGAUCCAGAUCGACGGCCACGCCCCCACCGCCGAGGAGCACGCGGCCAAGGCGGUGACCAAGCCGCGAUACAUGGUCUGGCGGGAGACCAUCUCCAGCACGGCCACGCUGGGAUUCCGCAUUGAGGGCAUCAAGAAGAGCGAUGGCACCAGUUCCAAAGAUUUCAAAACGACGAAGUCGCGCGAACAAAUCAAGUUGGCCUUUGUCGAGUUCCUCAGCGGUCAUCCCCACAUUCUGCCCCGCUACAUUCAGCGUCUGCGAGCAAUACGCGCCACCUUGGCCGUAUCGGAGUUCUUCCAGACCCACGAGGUGAUCGGCAGCUCCCUGCUCUUCGUGCACGACCAGACCCACGCCAGCAUCUGGCUGAUCGACUUCGCCAAGACGGUGGAGCUGCCGCCGCAGCUGCGGAUCGAUCACUACUCCGCCUGGAAGGUGGGCAACCACGAGGAUGGCUAUCUCAUCGGGAUCAACAAUCUCAUCGACAUCUUUGUGGAGCUGCAGGCGGCCAUGGAAGCGGAGGCAUCGUCCAUCCCCACUGCACCAUCACCAGUUCCUGGCGGCGGGGAACAUGAGGAUGAUCAGGCGGUGGAAGGCAAGCCCUGAUGUGGGUUUUUCGGGGGCUUUGGGGCUGGGCCCCAAAACAAAGACAUUUCCACUUCCACUUCUACUUCCACUUCCCGAUUCGAUUACUACCCAAAAUUCCUAGUCUAAGCUAACUACUAUAUAUUUUUUUUUUGUUUUUUUUUACGACCGUUUGCGUACAUUUAACCCCUUAAGUUUAAAAUCAAAGACUGAAACACAAUAUGCAUACAUACACAUAUGUAUUUUUACUAUAUGAUAUGCGUGUAGGAAAUAUAUAGUUUAGCUUAUGUAUACAUUAUGUGCUGCUGCUGCAACCGCUGUUCUGUAGUGUAAUUUAUUUACAUUUAUUUAUCCAAAAAAUACACUUUUUUUGGCGAAUCCCCGGGAGAUCCGAAUAGCUAGAGCUUGGAGAACACCACACCACACAAAGUGAAUAAGAACACCCAAUGCGCAACAAGAAGUUAGCUUUAGACAUUAAUGUACUGGUUAUGCGAAUACCUACUAAAUACUACUAAUUGUGCACUAUUAAAUUCAGUUAAACCAGAA
Molecule: messenger RNA, 4276 nt
Organism: Drosophila gunungcola (fruit fly)
Lineage: Eukaryota; Metazoa; Arthropoda; Insecta; Diptera; Drosophilidae
Gene: IP3K2
Product: inositol-trisphosphate 3-kinase A
Exons: 5
Coding region: 1664-3751 (695 amino acids)
Biological process (GO): inositol phosphate biosynthetic process
Cellular component (GO): nucleus; cytoplasm
Molecular function (GO): inositol tetrakisphosphate kinase activity; inositol-1,4,5-trisphosphate 3-kinase activity
Source: RefSeq, a predicted model, not a curated record